CAAUAAUAUAUAUGACUACAAAAAACACAUGUUGCUUAAAGUAACCGGCAAUGAUUGUGGUUUGGCCACUACGAAUAUAAUAAAUUCCAAAAGGAAUCAAACCAGCUUUCCAAAACCAUUGAAAUUAAAAGAGUUUGCAAAAUUUGUGGCUAAAACUGUUGCCUUCAAAUUAUUCUUCUCCCUUGACUUCUUGUGAUCCAUUUGUGGGGUUCUUCAAAAAAUGGAUGGUGUCACUGUGAAGGUUGAGCCAGAGCAGUUUAUGGUUCUAGAAUCUUCUUCUAUAGCUGCUGAUUGUGUUGAUGGCGUUAGUUCCAAUAUGGGUGAUGUGUCAAUGAUGAAUCUCUCAGGAAACAAGUCGAUGCCAUCAUCUGGAUUGAAUGCAGUGAUUCCUAAUACAAGUCAACUUACCAUCUUCUAUAAUGGGAGUAUUUGUAUCUAUGAUGGAAUACCUGCAGAAAAGGUUCAUGAAAUAAUGCUCAUUGCUGCUGCUUCUGCCAAGUCAACUGAAAUGAAGAAGAUUGGGAAACAAUCUCCCAUCCUUUCAACUGUUCCCACAAGGCCUUCUUUUCCACAUGGAACGAUUGAUAAUAUCGCUUCGCCGCAGGCACUCUGCUUUCCUGCAAAGAAUAGUUCUAUCUGCAAGCUGCAAGAAUUUCCGAUAGCACGCAGACAUUCACUUCAAAGGUUUCUUGAGAAGCGGCGAGACAGGUUGGGUAGUAAAGCCCCUUAUCCUUCGUCUCCAUCAACAAAGGUGGCUGACAACUUAGAGAACAACUUAUGUGCCGACAAUUCGCCAGAUUCGGUUUCCUUGAAACGCCCAGAUGAGAAAUUUCAACCAACUAUAUCUGCCUCUUGAGCAGAAUUCUAGUGUUGGUUAUACUUUAUGUUGUGUCAGUGUUGGAGAUAAUGUCCAUGCAUGUAGAACUACAAGAACUUAUGUAACUGUCAUUAAAUUAUGUUCUGAAGACAUAACUACUAAACCUACAACAUAACUACUAAACCUACAAGGACUUGUGCAUGUAUUUUUGACUGUUCGUAGACAACUAAUUGUCGAUGUUGCGUUGAUGUUCCAAAAUCUACUUUUACUGCA
Molecule: messenger RNA, 1090 nt
Organism: Cicer arietinum (chickpea)
Lineage: Eukaryota; Viridiplantae; Streptophyta; Magnoliopsida; Fabales; Fabaceae
Product: protein TIFY 3B-like
Biological process (GO): response to wounding; regulation of defense response; regulation of jasmonic acid mediated signaling pathway
Cellular component (GO): nucleus
Source: RefSeq, a predicted model, not a curated record